Centruroides sculpturatus (bark scorpion) is the source of this 546-nucleotide messenger RNA. Its product is annotated as KRAB-A domain-containing protein 2-like. Bases 1 to 546 code for a protein of 181 amino acids. The transcript has a single exon. The record is from RefSeq and is a predicted model, not a curated record. Gene Ontology annotation, molecular function: nucleic acid binding. NCBI's taxonomy places the organism in Eukaryota, Metazoa, Arthropoda, Arachnida, Scorpiones, Buthidae.
AUGUGGAAAGAUGUUAAGAUAGUUCAUGGAAAACCUCGUCAUAGUCAAACACAAGCCUCAGUUGAAAGGGCCAAUCAGGAUAUACAGAAUAUGUUAACUGCAUGGAUGAACGAUAAUGAUACAAAUAAAUGGUCAAAUGGUUUGCCUUUUGUACAAUUUGCCAAGAACACUACAUAUCACGAAGGAAUAUGCCAAAGUCUUUAUGAAGCCAUGUUUGGCAUUAAACCAAAAAUAAGCAUAGCAUCAUCAUCUUUGCCUGGCAAACAAAUCGCAAAUAUUGAAACUGAAGAACAGCUCAAAGAAACUGUUAAUACUUUUGAAGAAAAUUUGAGCAGUGGCCAUAAUGAAUACCAUAGUCCAAAGGAAAAUAUUAAAGAGCUGCAAUCCACCACGUCUUCAUAUCAAGCCCUGACUGAACAACACAAAAUUAUUUCUAUAAAAAGAGCAGCCACGAAAGAGAAUCUUCUACUGCAAGCAACGAAAAUGUUACAAACCUCAAAAAAAAAAUUUCCUUCUGCUCAAAUUGGUGAUACAGUACGAAUAUAA